AUGUGGAUCGCCUACUCGCUCUCCUACGUCGUGGUCACCUACGCCGUCGGCAUCAUCCAGGAAGGCCCCUUCCACGGCCAGACCUUCGUGCUCUGGGCGUCCGCGCUGCUACUCAUCCAGGCCAGCGCGUACGCGGCGCCCGUGCACAGCCGCCGCGACGUCGACCAGCGCAAGAAGCUGCUGCUGCAGCACGCCCUCCAGACGGCGCUCGUGCUCUGGCUCAUCCUCAAGGCCAUCGGCGCCAACGCCAGCUACCGAGCGGCCAUCUGGGCCUUCUGGAGCCUCAGCGUGCUCAAGACGACCGCCAAGAUUGUCGAGAUGGUCCGGUCCAGCCUCCCGGACCCGUCGGUGAAGGUCGUCGCCGAGUACAUGGACGUCGAGGACUUCCUAGCCGCCGACCAGUUGCCGCACGACCCCGCCACCAUGAAGGGGUACAAGUACCUUUUCCACGGCGAGGACUCGAUACUGACGGCGACGACGAGCUCCGCCCCCGCCCCCGCCAAGGUGAAGGGGGUCGUGACGAUCGAUCAAGUUUACCGGUGGAUCGAUCGCCAGGCAUACAGCGACGCCGAGAAGGACAUGACCAAGGACUUCUGCCUGGCCUUCUCGCUGUUCAAGCUGCUGAAGCGGCGGUUCUUCGGGUACAGCCCCGCGGAAGCCGGCUCGCCCAAGUCACUGGACCUCGUGCUGACCGGCCUCAUCCACCACGCCGUCACCGGCCCUGACGCCGCCUUCCGGGUCGUGGAAGCGGAGCUCGCCUUCCUCUACGACUUCUUCUACACCAGGAACAUCCUCCCGGUGGGGGUCAGGACCUACAUCUUCAUCGCCGUCGUCAUGCUCAGCCUCACAAUGUGGACGGCCUUCGUCGGCACGCUCGGCCCCGGCUACAGCCGUCCUCACGUGGGCGUGAAGGACCUCGACCGCUCCGUCACGGUGGUGCUCGUGGUGAUCACGGCGGGGCUCGAGGUCUGCCAGGCGCUGGCCGCCUUCUCCAACAACUGGCGGUACGUGAUGACCGUGUACCGCUGCGUGCGCGACGACCGGCCCUGGACCAAGCAGCGGCACGGCCACCUCUGGUGCUGGAAACAGAGCAUCACUCCGCCGGCGACGACCUACUGGGAGCAGAAGAUCGGCCAGUACGUGCUCCUGCACUGGUACGACCACCGGCCGUGGAACGUGCGGUCGUGGGUCACGCUCUACCUGGUGGAACCACGGCGGCAGGGCCAGAAGAAAGGCAGCAGAAAGGCUCUGCCUCAGCAGGUCAAGCGAGCCGUGCUCGCCUCGCUCAAGGCCAGCCGCGGCGAGCUCACCAAUGGCGUCGCCACCGUGCAGAGGCACGGCCUGUCGCAGCAGCUGACAUGGGCGUGCAGGUUACCCAAGGUCACCGACCAGAUCCUGGUGUGGCACGUCGUCACCACUCGCUUCAAGUGGAUUAGCGGCCGUGGUGGUGAUACUGUCGAUGCUCGGGGUGACGGUGUCGACGACCACAGGCUCGUGGCGAGGAAGCUGUCCAACUACUGCGCCUACCUGGUGGCCUUCGUGCCGGAGAUGCUGCCGGACCCGAGCUACAACGCCGAGCAGAUCUUCGACACGGCGGUGCGGCAGGCUAGGGUCCACCUCGACGGCUGUCGGACCAAGGCCGAUAUCCUCGACCGGCUAGAUAAGAUACAGAGCAAGGAGGAGAAUUACCUGGAGGGCGGCAGCCUGUACGAGAGAGCCGGCAGCAGCAGUAUCAUAGAGAAGGCGGCGGUGCUCGGCGGGCAGCUCAGGGCGUCCGUGCCCGACGAAGGGCGGCGAUGGAAGGUGCUGGCGGAGUUCUGGGCCGAGUUCAUAUUGUUCCUCGCGCCGUCGGACAACGUGGACAUCCACGCCGAGAUGCUCGGCGCCGGCGGCGAGUUCAUGACACAACUGUGGGCUCUGCUCUCACACGCCGGAAUCCUGGAGCGGACGGCCGCUGCCAUGCCGUCGGCACCAGCAAGGACCUGA
Molecule: messenger RNA, 1986 nt
Organism: Triticum turgidum subsp. durum (durum wheat)
Lineage: Eukaryota; Viridiplantae; Streptophyta; Magnoliopsida; Poales; Poaceae
Source: the annotation of a GenBank genome assembly